GAGGCGCCCGCGGCCGUGGGCGAGCGUCCGUGUGGCCUGGUCCGGGCCAUGUCCGCGUGAGGACGCCGCCGCCCCCCGCGUCCCGGCCCCGGCCCGGCCCGGCCCGCCGCGCACCAUGGGCUCCAUCCUCAGCCGCCGCAUCGCGGGCGUGGAGGACAUCGAUAUCCAGGCCAACUCGGCCUAUCGCUAUCCCCCGAAGUCCGGAAACUACUUUGCCUCGCACUUUUUCAUGGGAGGCGAGAAAUUUGACACUCCCCACCCUGAAGGUUACCUCUUUGGAGAAAACAUGGAUCUGAAUUUCCUGGGCAAUCGUCCAGUACAGUUUCCAUAUGUCACCCCCGCCCCGCAUGAGCCUGUGAAGACACUUAGGAGCCUGGUGAACAUCCGAAAAGACUCUCUGCGGCUUGUAAGGUACAAAGAUGGUGCCGACAGCCCCUCCGAGGACAGCGAGAAGCCCCGCGUCCUCUACAGCCUGGAGUUCACCUUUGAUGCCGACGCCCGGGUGGCUAUCACCAUCUACUGCCAGGCGGCGGAGGAGUUCCUGAAUGGGACGGCCGUGUACAGCCCCAGGAGCCCCGCCCUGCAGUCCGAGACCGUCCACUACAAGAGAGGGGUGAGCCAGCAGUUCUCUCUGCCUUCCUUCAAGAUUGACUUCUCUGAGUGGAAGGAUGACGAGUUGAACUUUGACCUGGACCGAGGUGUGUUUCCAGUGGUCAUCCAGGCCGUGGUGGAUGAAGGAGAUGUUGUGGAAGUGACUGGCCACGCCCACGUGCUCUUGGCCGCCUUUGAAAAGCACGUCGAUGGCAGCUUCUCUGUGAAACCUUUAAAGCAGAAGCAAAUUGUGGACCGGGUCAGCUACCUGCUGCAGGAGAUCUACGGCAUCGAGAACAAGAACAACCAGGAGACCAAGCCCUCGGACGAGGAGAAUAGCGACAACAGCAACGAGUGUGUGGUGUGCCUGUCGGACCUGCGGGACACGCUGAUCCUGCCCUGCCGGCACCUCUGCCUGUGUAACUCGUGUGCGGACACGCUGCGCUACCAGGCCAGCAACUGCCCCAUCUGCCGGCUGCCUUUCCGGGCCCUUCUGCAGAUCCGGGCAGUGAGGAAGAAGCCGGGAGCCCUGUCCCCCGUCUCCUUCAGCCCUGUCCUGGCCCAGAGCAUGGACCACGAUGAACAUUCAGGGGGCUGCCCAGCCUGGACACAGGAGAGCGCCUUGGCAGCCACCUACCUCACUUGCUUCCUGGGAAACCGCGAGUGUCCCUUUAAAAAAUCAAAGGCGCACCCCGCCUCACUGGCCAGCAAGAAACCUAAAAGGGAAACAAGCUCUGACAGCGUCCCACCUGGCUACGAGCCCAUCUCCCUGCUGGAGGCGCUCAACGGCCUUCGGGCCAUCUCCCCAGCCAUCCCAUCAGCCCCCCUCUAUGAGGAGAUCACCUACUCAGGCGUCUCGGAUGGCCUGUCCCAGGCCAGUUGUCCACUUGCUGGGAUCGAUCGAAUCCUGGAAAGCAGCCACCAGAAGGGCAAGCCGAGGAGCAGAUCCCCUGACAGCACCCUGCGGUCUCCGUCGUCCCCCAUCCACGAAGAGGAUGAAGAGAAGCUGUCCCAGGACUCGGACGCCCCUCCCCCGCUGAGUGGGGUGGGCCUGGCGCUCAGCAGCUCCCCCGAGAGCUUCGUAACGGAGGAGGCGGACGAGGCAGCGGCAUUAAAGCAAGGGAGCCGAGUGCCGUCCAUCGAGAACGUCCUACAGGACGGCAGCCCUGAGCCCUGCAGCCAUGGCCAGCCCCGCCUGCCAGCUGAUAUCUACCUGCCAGAUGUAUUUGUCUAUUCAUGAGAGACACAGAGGAAGAGGCAGAGACACAGGCAGAGGGAGAAGCAGGCUCCCUGCGGGGAACCCGAUGCAGGACUCGAUCCCAGGACCCUGGGAUCACACCCUGGGCUGAAGGCAGAUGCUCAACCACUGAGCCACCCAGGUGUCCCUCUGGCCCAAUUUCCAGAGGCCUCUGUCCCCCGCCUCCAGCUCCUCUCUCUGCUCCUCAGGGUCAAGAUCCUCAGCUUGAAGUACUAAGCUCCAGAGAUGGGGGACAGGACUUGGGGCUCUGAGACUUGUGCCUGCUGCCUGUUAAGAUACCAUCUAAGGUCCGAUAUGAAGAUAAAUAGCCACGGUGCCCUCAGAAAGUCAGGCUCCUGCCUUGUGGCUAGGAAGACCUUUGCCCCCCGCCUGCCCCAGGACUCACUGCUGCUCAGUUCCCGGUGACCUGACCUGUGCCUCGGGCCUGGCUGUGAUGUGCUUUGGUGUGAAGGUGUCUCUUGUCCCACCCGCCCCAGCUGGACAAGCAGUGGCCUGUGCAGACAGGGUCCCUAUAGCCCAGAGGGUGGCCCGUCACCAGGUGUAGGAAGGCAGGGUCAUAUGUUUAUCCGCACUCGGGGGCCUACCCAGAGAGACCCAUGGGUGAAAGCCAUGCCUAGGACCAGUAUUCCAUAGAGUAACACAAUUCCAGUAAGUUCUUUCAAGGAACUUCAAGGAUUUCCUUAUAAUUACAAGCUUGGGGGGAUGGGGAGAGCCCAUAGAGGGACUUCCUAGAACCACGAGUGGGAGUUGUGGUCCUAUGGUUGAGGAGGCACCUUGGACCCCCCCCGCCCCCCCGGCAGUGCUACCCCCUCGCUGCCAGCGUGUCUGCAGGUCAGGACAGGCCGCAGCCGCUGGGCUCUGCCCACAGGUGACACCAGGCUCUCUGGCUCUGUCACCCCUACCCUAGGCCAGUGACGUGGCCACCUUCAGCUCCACGGAGGGGGCGGGAAGCACGUUGGCUGUGCAGGUGAUAAAGGAGAGGCGGAAAUCCGUGUUCGGGGGCAGCAGAAGGCAGUGUCCGGCCACGGGGCAUAAGGAGGCAGCUCUGGGGCCCGCGACUCACCUGGUUGUGCCCCCCUGCACGGGUGCCUCGUGGGUUAGCAUCUGGAGCCCGGUCCUCACGAGCGCUGCCGACUGUACCUGGCGGGGCAGGGGGAGGCCGGGGUCCUCACAGACGUGCACACCUUUACAAGCAUAUGUGUACCUGUCUUCCUUUAUUCCCGUGCCAGAACCUUUUCUCCUGCUACUGGCUCUUGCUCAGCAGAGAUCCUAAACGUCUUUCCCACAUGCAUGUGUUCAAGAGCGGGAACGAGCACAUGGGUGUGUUCAUUCUUGGUAACAGCUGCACGGCUGUCCCCUGGUGGAUGGGCACAGUUGAGCGAACAUUAGGUUCUUACUGUGGGUGGGGGGAUAAGGAGGUCGGGCGAGGGAACCUGGAUGCUGGAAGCGGCGAGCCUGGGGGGCGGGGGGCCCCUCCCUGGGUCCACCCUCCGCCAGGUGAGCCCCGCCUGCCCCAGGCCCUGCCCUGUGAGUGCUUCUCCGGGCUGAGCGCCUCUGCGUUGCACUGUGGCCCAGUUCUCCUUUGUUUUGGCACAUUGGUCUGUGUGGGCAUCGUGUCUCAUGUGUCCCCCCGGGGCAUCUCGUCCUGAAGCAGUGCAUUUGCUGCGGGAUGUGCUGUCUGUGUGAGUGCUUUGCUAACUGAGCUUCUCUCCUCCUCC
Messenger RNA from Canis lupus familiaris (dog), 3567 nucleotides. RefSeq names its product mahogunin ring finger 1 (gene MGRN1). The record is from RefSeq and is a predicted model, not a curated record. The coding region runs from base 116 to 1831 and encodes 571 amino acids. Gene Ontology annotation, cellular component: nucleus; early endosome; plasma membrane. The transcript has 18 exons. Gene Ontology annotation, biological process: negative regulation of G protein-coupled receptor signaling pathway; endosome to lysosome transport; protein ubiquitination. Gene Ontology annotation, molecular function: ubiquitin protein ligase activity. NCBI's taxonomy places the organism in Eukaryota, Metazoa, Chordata, Mammalia, Carnivora, Canidae.